Brassica rapa (field mustard) is the source of this 835-nucleotide messenger RNA. Its product is annotated as 60S ribosomal protein L13-1. Gene Ontology annotation, molecular function: structural constituent of ribosome; RNA binding. Gene Ontology annotation, biological process: translation. The record is from RefSeq and is a predicted model, not a curated record. NCBI's taxonomy places the organism in Eukaryota, Viridiplantae, Streptophyta, Magnoliopsida, Brassicales, Brassicaceae. Gene Ontology annotation, cellular component: ribosome; cytosolic large ribosomal subunit.
AACAAGCCCUUGUCAUUUCUCUCGUCUCGCCGCAACCUUUUCUCUGACAUUCAUCUGAGGAGAAGAAAUGAAGCACAACAAUGUCAUCCCCAAUGGUCAUUUCAAGAAGCACUGGCAGAACUAUGUCAAGACUUGGUUCAACCAGCCUGCCAGGAAAACCAGGAGAAGAGUUGCGAGACAAAAGAAGGCUGUGAAGAUCUUCCCCCGUCCCACUGCUGGACCUCUUCGCCCUGUUGUGCAUGGUCAGACUCUCAAGUACAACAUGAAGGUCCGAACCGGUAAAGGUUUCACUCUUGAAGAGCUCAAGGCUGCUGGAAUCCCCAAGAAGUUGGCACCAACCAUUGGUAUCUCUGUUGACCAUCGCCGCAAGAACAGAUCUCUCGAGGGUCUUCAGUCCAAUGUCCAGAGGCUCAAAACCUACAAGGCUAAGUUGGUCAUCUUCCCGCGUCGUGCCAGGAAGGUCAAGCCUGGUGAUUCUACUGCUGAAGAGUUGGCCAAUGCCACUCAAGUCCAAGGGGACUACAUGCCUAUUGUCCGUGAGAAGCAUGCUACAGAGCUUGUGAAGCUGACAACUGAGAUGAAAUCAGUCAAGGCUUUUGACAAGAUCCGUCUGGAGCGCACAAACAAGAGACAUGCCGGUGCUAGAGCCAAGAGAGCUGCUGAUGCUGAGAAAGAAGAGAAGAAGUGAGAGACGCACUUUAUCUCUUGUCAACGUUUGAAUCAGUCUUUUUUUGUGUAUCAGACUCUGUUUUUGUUUCUUCAGAUUUUUAUCCUUCAAAGAUUUUGCUGCUACUUGGUUAUCUGGAUUUAUGGAAAAGAUCGUUUUACACAUCUA